Messenger RNA from Melampsora larici-populina 98AG31, 765 nucleotides. RefSeq lists its product as uncharacterized. The coding region runs from base 1 to 765 and encodes 254 amino acids. The record is from RefSeq and is a predicted model, not a curated record. The transcript is spliced from 2 exons. Lineage: Eukaryota; Fungi; Basidiomycota; Pucciniomycetes; Pucciniales; Melampsoraceae.
AUGUCUAACCCAAUCCAGUUUUGUGUUUUUCUGCCUAGUUAUCUUCUUCGAUAUGUUGUUGAUGGCAUUAGGCCAAGCAUUGAUCCUGAACUAUUUCUACGUACAGCCGCUACCACCGAAAUCUUAGAGACAAUCCUAGCGUUCUAUCCCCAUUUUCGUUUUACUCCGAAUGCACAACAAGAUCGUGAUCUCCUCCAAAAGAUGUUCAUCGGCAUGGUUGCGCCGCGUCUAUCUAAUAUAAUCAUCCCUACUCAGCGCGUUCCAAACUACACGCAAGCCUCAUCACCUACCCCAAUAUCCGAAAGUCCCGAAUUUACAACCACGGUAGACUCUGUCGAUGAUAUCGACGUCAAUCGGAUGGCAAUGUUCAACAACUUUUGUCUUACGUACCUCAAGAAUGGGCAGUACCGUCUUGCUGCCGAAUACCUCAACCGCUUUCUCGAUACUUACGAGUUCUUAAAUCAAGAAGAGAUCAACGUGAUCAUGGAAGCCCAAGCUGGUGCCGAAGAAGCCUUCCACGACAGUUCAUGCUACCUUCAAGAUUGUCAUCAGUCCAUUGAGGGCAUACAGCUUCAAUUACGUCAAAACAAUCUUUCACCAACCGAACGCCAAGUGCUUGAGGAGCGGCAGAAAACUAUGAUCAUUUCAUUGAGAUCUAAUCAGCGAUUGUUUAGUAAUUCCAUUCAAGAUGUUGGAUUUGUUGCCGCGUUGGCUGAAUAUCACAAAAACAUUCUGGCUAGCCGUCAACCGGAUCCUUCUAAGUAA